Messenger RNA from Cebus imitator (Panamanian white-faced capuchin), 2962 nucleotides. Its product is annotated as acyl-coenzyme A synthetase ACSM5, mitochondrial. Gene Ontology annotation, molecular function: fatty-acyl-CoA synthase activity; fatty acid ligase activity. The coding region runs from base 211 to 1884 and encodes 557 amino acids. Gene Ontology annotation, biological process: fatty acid biosynthetic process; acyl-CoA metabolic process. Gene Ontology annotation, cellular component: mitochondrial matrix. NCBI's taxonomy places the organism in Eukaryota, Metazoa, Chordata, Mammalia, Primates, Cebidae. The record is from RefSeq and is a predicted model, not a curated record. The transcript is spliced from 13 exons.
UUGAAGCCUCUGUGUCAGCUGCUGGCUUUUGGCUCUGCCUUCUCUCGGAGGAAUUUGGGGCUGAAGUUCACUGUGGGAGGCUCAAUCGGCAACUUGUUUUCUGAGGAAGCAAAGUGUUUACAGUCUUUCAGGCCUGCUCCGCUCAGCUGAAGCAGAAAACAGAGGCCUUUUGCAUUACUUUGAUUCAGGAACAAGACAGAAGGCGACUGCAUGAGACCAUGGCUGAGACACCUCGUCCUCCAGGCACUCAGGAGCUCCCGGGGAUUCUGUGGGUCUCGUGGGCAGCUGGCACCACUACCUGUUCCUCAGAAGAUCGUGGCCACCUGGGAAGCCAUAAGCCUGGGAAGGCAGCCGGUGCCUGAGUACUUCAACUUUGCCCAUGAUGUGCUAGAUGUGUGGAGUCGGCUGGAAAAGGCUGGACACCGCCCCCGGAAUCCUGCCUUCUGGUGGGUCAAUGGCACAGGAGCAGAGGUCAAGUGGAGCUUUGAGGAGCUGGGGAAGCAGUCCAGGAAGGCAGCCAAUGUGCUAGCGGGUGUAUGCGGCCUGCAGCCUGGGGACAGAAUGAUGCUGGUACUCCCAAGGAUCCCGGAGUGGUGGCUGGUCAGCGUGGCUUGUAUGCGGACAGGGGCUGUCAUGAUUCCAGGUAUCACUCAGCUGAUGGAGAAGGACCUCAAGUACCGGCUGCAGGCAUCCAGGGCCAAGUCCAUUAUCACCAGUGACUCCAUAGCUCCAAGGGUGGAUGCCAUCAGCGCUGAGUGCCCCUCCCUCCAGACCAAGCUGCUGGUGUCAGAGAGCAGUCGGCCAGGCUGGUUGAACUUCAGGGAACUCCUCCGGGAGGCAUCUACAGAACACAACUGCGUGAGGACAAAGAGUCGAGACCCGCUGGUCAUCUGCUUCACCAGCGGAACAACCGGGGCCCCCAAGAUGGUCGAGCACUCCCAGAGCAGCUACGGCCUGGGUUUUGUGGCCAGCGGAAGACGGUGGAUGGCCUUGACCGAAUCGGACAUCUUCUGGAACAUGACUGACACUGGCUGGGUGAAGGCAGGCUGGACUCUGUUCUCUGCCUGGCCUAAUGGAUCUUGCAUUUUUGUGCAUGAGCUGCCCCAAGUUGAUGCCAAAGUGAUCCUGAAUACUCUCUCCACAUUCCCGAUAACCACCCUCUGCUGUGUCCCAACCAUCUUCCGUCUGCUUGUGCAGGAGGAUCUGACCAGUCACAGGAAUCUACCCACAAAGUGUCCAAAAAGAGGGAGUUCUUAUAUGCAUCUAAAGGGGAAUUCUUCUACAAUGUACCAGUUUCAGAGCCUGAGGCACUGUCUAACCGGAGGAGAGGCCCUCAACCCUGACGUGAGGGAGAAGUGGAAGCGCCAGACUGGUGUGGAGCUGUACGAGGCCUAUGGCCAGUCUGAAACGGUUGUCAUCUGUGCCAAUCCGAAAGGCAUGAAAAUCAAGUCUGGAUCCAUGGGGAAGGCAUCCCCACCCUAUGAUGUGCAGAUUGUGGAUGAUGAAGGCAACGUCCUGCCUCCUGGAGAAGAGGGGAAUGUUGCCAUUCGCAUCAGACCCACCCGGCCCUUCUGUUUCUUCAAUUGCUAUUUGGACAGUCCUGAGAAGACCGCUGCAUCAGAACAAGGGGACUUUUACAUCACAGGGGACCGAGCUCGCAUGGACAAGGAUGGCUACUUUUGGUUCAUGGGAAGAAAUGAUGAUGUGAUCAAUUCUUCAAGCUACCGGAUUGGGCCUGUUGAAGUGGAAAGUGCCCUGGCAGAGCAUCCUGCUGUCCUGGAGUCAGCUGUAGUCAGCAGCCCAGAUCCCAUCAGGGGAGAGGUAACCAGUGCAGUCAAGAACACGGCCUUCUGCUUCUGUACCCAUCAGCACCCAUCAGAAUAGCAAGAAGGCUCAGAUUGUCCUGUAUUUCACCUCCAUCCAUGUGCCACAGAGUUGAAACGCCACCAUCAGACACACAUUACCUUCGUGAAUUUGGAGAUACAGUUACUCUCUAGAGGAACACAAUGGGAAAAUGCCAAUGCUUUGCUUUUAAGUGGACACGACUGGGUCCAAAAGAGGCUGGCUAUAGGGCAGGAGGUCUUAGGGGGAGGUGCAGACUCUGUCAUCCAUCCUGUCUAAUAAAAAGUCAUUUUCUAUUUGCAGAUGAGGAUACAGUGAGCACACCAGACAUGGUUGCUAAUGGCUCUAACUUGAGAGGGAUAGAAUAUAUACCCCAAAUGACCUUGAUAUAUCAGAAAGAUGGGCCAAAUUUAUUAAGCUGGGCUUUCACAGGAGAAAUCUUUCUGUGGGUCCCAGAGGAAUACAUAGUGUGGGAGAGAUCAGCUUACAGGCAGACCUAGGUACUUUUUACUGGCUGUAUAUCCAACAUAAUCCUAAAGCACAACAGUUACCUUUUGAAAGUUAGUGCAACAUCAGCCUGCAUUCUCAGAAGCAUCAGGACUACAGGAGAGAUUCUCAAAGUCUGGUUCUUGGACUGCUUGCAACUGUAACAUCGGAGAUUCCUGUUUAAAAUACAAAUUUGUAGACCUAAAGUCAGACUUACGGAAUCAUAAUGACUGGGAAUGCAGCCCAGAGAAUCUGCAUUUUAGCCAGCCACUCCUGGCCAAAUGAUUCCCCACUAAAAUCUGGGGCAGUUAAUAUAGAAUAAGGGAGGUGUGGAGUACCAUCGAUGUGCUGAAUCAAUCUCACCUGAAAAGUAUGCCUAGUUCAGCAUGUCAUGAGUUAACUGGGACUGUGACAAACAUCUGUGUGCUCAAAGUUAAUCCAUGUAUAGUGCUUAGAACUGAGUCUGCUGAGUAGAAGGCUCCCAACAAAUGUUUAGCAGUUAUAGUAGUAAGAAGAAGCUCUUCCAGAAGUAUAUCUGUUUGAACAUGAAAUGGUAGUGCUCUUUCAUGCCUGUAGGAAGUAUGCAAGGACAGUGGCCUACCCCUUAAUAGAAUAUUGGUUUAUUUGUUUUUUG